Molecule: messenger RNA, 307 nt
Organism: Suillus fuscotomentosus
Lineage: Eukaryota; Fungi; Basidiomycota; Agaricomycetes; Boletales; Suillaceae
Exons: 3
Source: RefSeq, a predicted model, not a curated record
AUGAGCAACUGUGAUGUGGAUGACCCUCAAAUCGGCACUGAUUGCAGGAAAUUCCAUCCGAACAAUCGAUUGGUCGAUAGAGGAACACAGACUGCAGUUAUGGACAACCGAUCCAUUAGCGAAGUAGAAUCUGAGCUGGAUCAAGUCAAGCAAAAAUUAAGCACAGCUGAAGAUACCAUUGUGUACCUUUCCGACAAGAUGAUGACAUACAGGUAUAGAUGGCUUGAGGAAUACUACCGCGCCGAUAACCUCGAGCGUCACAUGCCUUCGGAUGUUUGCCUGCCGAUCGUCCCUCAAAUUGCCGAGG